Messenger RNA from Suillus subalutaceus, 915 nucleotides. RefSeq lists its product as uncharacterized. The transcript has 3 exons. The record is from RefSeq and is a predicted model, not a curated record. The coding region runs from base 1 to 915 and encodes 304 amino acids. NCBI's taxonomy places the organism in Eukaryota, Fungi, Basidiomycota, Agaricomycetes, Boletales, Suillaceae.
AUGAGCCCACAGAAAUGCGAGUCUCUACACCGAUACCCAUUUUAUCAUCUGACGCUGGCUGGAACAGGAACAUGUUGUGGAAAGCCCAAGGUCCCAGUGCCCUGGAGCAACAUCAUCAAGGGGCAGUCCAGAUUUAUCUCCAGCACAUACCUACCUGAUGAUACCAAGAUCUUGGAGCCAUCCAAAAUGCUCCGCACUGAUGCCAAUGCAAUCUUGGACUUUUGGUGGGACCGACAGGAAACCCAGGUUGGACCAACCUUCAGAUUCAAAGCCUGGAUGGAUGAAAAGGGCAGAAUGUGUUCUCCUGUUGCCGAGGAUGAAUCUGAUGGUGAUGCCGAUGAUGAGAGUACCAGUGCAAGGCCGACAAGAAAGCCAUUGGCGACCACAACAUCUUCGACCAAGGAAGAAUGUGACAAGACCGAUGCAGAGGCAUCUCCACCAGCAGUCCAACAAUGCCUGCACGGCUGCGCAAAUGCUGAAGACACCGACCGGUCUGAUGACCUACCGGUGCCAAAGAGCUUUGGAAAGUGUGCCAGAGGUCAUAAAGACCAACCAUCGGUCUCCCAUCACCGAACGCCUCCUACAGCAAAGACCAUUAUUUCUGUACCUCAUGUAACUGAGGAAUCAGAUCAGUCAACUGAAGCCAGCCGUGUUGCCUGCUCCUUCGGCCCAAGGUCAACUCGCCGGGCAUUGACGUGGACAAGGGCUGCCAGAGAUGCAUCUCCUGUGGUGCAAGAGAGGCAGCCAAAGAAUGUGCCCGCUACCAGAGAUCGUGCGCCAAGGAAGGCCAAGUCGGCCAGAUUUGCCCCCGGUGUUCCCUCUGAUGCACCAGAAAAAGGCACCAGGAGCAAUGCUGAGAAUACACAAGUCACACGCACUCAGCAAAAGCCCAAGAGGUAUACUGACUACAUCUAA